UAUGCGUCGUGGCUUCGCCACGUGCUUCUCGUCUCUUUAGAUACUUUGCGUUCAUCAUCGUCGACGAUGUUUUCGUAUAUAACCGUGUUCUUAUUGUAUUAACUUACCGAUCAAACCGCGAUUUCUCGCACUUUCGCGAUGCAGCCGAUUCAGAGGAUUUGUUUGUGACCGUCGGUCUCAUGACCAUGUGACGAACGAAAUAUUUAAUUUUUUUUGGACACGAAUUCAUCAUGGAGAUUUCAGUGUCUUUCGAACAAACGUAAUAGAAAUAGAUAUCUAAAAACGUUAGGCGUUUCAAGCGAAUUAAUGAACGAAUCAGAACAUAUUGUGAGGGAGGAUCGGUCCCAAGACAUCAUGAAGCAACGAGUCCUACUGGCUCUCGCCAACUUGAUCACCUCCUACGCAUCUUUCUUAGCGGCUACAGGAGCGAAAACGUCCACAAGGCAAAGGACGCAAAGCAACAAUCACGGCAACAUCAGCGAGCUGCUGGACAAUCUGCUUCGCGGUUACGACAACAGCGUCAGACCGGACUUCGGUGGUCCACCAGCCACGGUUGAGGUCGAUAUCAUGGUGCGCAGCAUGGGUCCGAUUUCCGAAGUCGAUAUGACUUAUUCAAUGGAUUGUUACUUCCGCCAGUCAUGGGUGGAUCGACGUUUAGCUUUUCAAGGCGGCAAAGAAACUCUGGCGCUCAGUAUAUCGAUGUUGGCAAGAAUCUGGAAGCCAGAUACGUACUUUUAUAACGGGAAGCACAGUUAUCUGCACACAAUAACCAGUCCUAAUAAGUUUGUCAGACUUUAUCAGGAUGGUAGGGUACUUUAUAGUUCAAGGCUUACGAUCAAGGCUGGCUGUCCAAUGAAUCUCGAAAAUUUUCCAAUGGAUACACAGAGAUGUCCGCUACAAUUUGGCAGCUUCGGUUACACGAAACGAGACGUGAUCUACAAGUGGAACAGCGCCCGACAAGUAGCAAUCGCUGAGGACAUGAAAUUAUCUCAAUUUGAUUUAGUUGCCAAUCCUACUGCAAAUUAUUCUGCAUCGGCGACGCUUUCACACGCGGAAUAUUCAAUGCUGCUAGUAUACUUUCAUCUGCAAAGGCACAUGGGUAAUUUUCUUAUACAAGUAUACGGGCCCUGUGUUUUAUUAGUUGUCCUUUCUUGGGUCUCCUUCUGGUUAAAUCGAGAAGCCACUGCAGAUCGUGUAUCACUAGGUAUAACAACGGUAUUGACAAUGACAUUUUUGGGAUUGGAGGCACGAACAGAUUUACCUAAAGUUCCUUACCCCACUGCCCUGGACUUCUUCGUUUUUCUCUCGUUCGCUUUCAUUUUCGCCACUAUUAUACAAUUCGCAGUGGUCCACUAUUUCACCAAAUACGGUUCCGGCGAAUGUUAUUUCAGCUCCGAUUUAAGUGAAAGCGAGAGUUCCAGUGAUGAAGAGGAAAUAAAUACGAGACGAUUGAAGAAAGAAUCGGUAUCUCAUUCGCACAAAAGAACUGCCGGAAACCUAGCAGCACGAGGACACCCAAGUCGGAAUUUCACAAUGAAUGAGGACGGUAUGAUCGAAGUGAUACCGUUAUCAGCAAUUCCGGAACCUAGCAGAAAUCCUACAGUGGGUCACUGGCAGAUGUCCUGCGUGACUUGCAGCGCGCCUCCUCCUCAAGCUCCUCCGAUCAGAAAAGGAUCCGACCGAAGACGACGUAGGAGAACGCCCAGAUACAAUUCUGUAUCGAAAAUCGAUCGUGCUAGCCGCAUCGUGUUCCCUGUGUUCUUCUUAGCUAUCAACGUGUUCUACUGGUACGCGUAUCUAUCGAGAAGCGAGCGUAUCAAUUACUACAACGUGAAUUCAAACGGCACGUGAGACCGGUCACUAACAAUGAAUAGGACAACCAAAGGAAAACACGUGUACAAACGUUCUCCACGGAAUUGCUCGUCGGAGGAGAUGUCAAUCGACCAAUCUACGAUACUAGUUUAAGCGAUUACGCGCGUAAUAAAUACAAAAUUGUUUUUCUGCAAUGAAGAGUUCGCAAGGGCAACGAAAGCUUCGAACGAGUGGAUGAACGAAUAUGUAAAUUCAGUUGUUUGUAAGUUUAAUUGCAUUGUAAAAAAUGGAACAUGAAUGUAUACACUGUAAGUAUUUGUAUUUAUAUUUUUAAUUCUCUAUGGGUUUGUGAUGAAAUUGAGUCGUUUACAAUCCCUAAAUGAAAUUUCGCUUUCAAAUAUUUUCGAACAAAUGUCAAACAUUUGACUUGAGAAACGAUUAGAUAUAACGUAGUAAACGAUUGAUGAGCGUCCCAGAAUUUUUUUUGGAGAACUCAAGCAAUAAAAAGAUUAUGCUUCGGUAUAAGCGAUCCAAUUUUUAUGUCGAAAAAAUAUUUUAUAAGUUCUUCUAUCGAGGUUUAAAAGUUGUGAUACAUAGUGUAUAUUUGAAUAUGUAACAUAAUUGGUUGCAUAUUUUUUUGAAGAAAAUAUGAAAGAAGAAUAUUAUUCCAUUGAAUGAAAAGUUCGUUCAUCUUGCUCAAACAUCAUAUUCUAUAUAAAUAUGAUAAUUAAAUUGAUGUUGGUAGUUUGAUGCUAAUGAUUAUAAAAAAUUACAGAAAAUUGAAACCUAUUUUUAAACUGAUUGCAAAAAAUGAAUCAAUGUUUGAAAUCAGAACAAUAAUCUUUGUAUAUUUUUAAAGCUGAUUUGCAUUCGAAGAAAAUAUUAUUCCUUCUUUG
Messenger RNA from Frieseomelitta varia, 2708 nucleotides. RefSeq names its product gamma-aminobutyric acid receptor alpha-like (gene Grd). The transcript is spliced from 9 exons. Lineage: Eukaryota; Metazoa; Arthropoda; Insecta; Hymenoptera; Apidae. The coding region runs from base 307 to 1851 and encodes 514 amino acids. The record is from RefSeq and is a predicted model, not a curated record. Gene Ontology annotation, molecular function: GABA-A receptor activity; extracellular ligand-gated monoatomic ion channel activity; neurotransmitter receptor activity. Gene Ontology annotation, biological process: regulation of membrane potential; nervous system process; signal transduction. Gene Ontology annotation, cellular component: synapse; membrane; neuron projection.